Trichoderma aggressivum f. europaeum is the source of this 1860-nucleotide messenger RNA. RefSeq lists its product as uncharacterized. The record is from RefSeq and is a predicted model, not a curated record. The transcript has a single exon. The coding region runs from base 1 to 1860 and encodes 619 amino acids. Gene Ontology annotation, cellular component: plasma membrane. Gene Ontology annotation, biological process: transmembrane transport. Gene Ontology annotation, molecular function: transmembrane transporter activity. Lineage: Eukaryota; Fungi; Ascomycota; Sordariomycetes; Hypocreales; Hypocreaceae.
AUGGCUGUUGAACAAGCCACAACGCCGGAUAGGCGCACCAGCUCGGAUGAUACAGUCAAUCCUGCGCGCAGCACAGAUGGCGAGAUCAAAGCCAUUGAGGCUGGCCUCGGAGUCGACAAGGAGCUCGGGGAGAGCAACAUUGGCAUUACAACGCUGGAAAAGGAUGAUACGGCUUCAGCAUCGGCUUCAAUAACAGCUCCGGCCGCCGAAGGACCUCCGGCGCAAGGGCCACCCGCAGACGAGCCGGAAGCUGGCCGGACCAAUGUCGAGACGUUUCUCGUCAUCUUUGCCCUGUGUUUGGCGCUUUUCCUGGCUGCUCUUGACAUGACCAUCAUCACCACUGCCAUCCCGACCAUCUCCAACCACUUUGGUUCCAGUGCUGGCUACAUCUGGAUCGGAAGCGCCUACCUACUCGGCAACGCUGCGUUCGUGCCCACAUGGGGCAAGAUUUCCGACAUCUUCGGCCGCAAGCCCACCCUCAUCGUUAGUGUCACCAUCUUCUGGAUCGGAUCGCUACUAUGCGCUGUCAGUACCAGCAUGGGCAUGCUCAUUGCUGCUCGUGCCAUCCAGGGCGUCGGAGGUGGUGGUACCAUCGUCCUUCCCAACAUCUGCAUCUCCGAUCUCUUCUCUAUGCGCAAGCGAGGCAUGUACUUUGGUAUCCUUGGCAUGGUUUGGGCCCUGGCCUCAGCCAUUGGACCCAUCCUCGGCGGUGUCUUCACCAGCAAGGUCUCAUGGCGCUGGUGCUUCUACAUCAACCUACCUUUGGGCGGCGUUGGUCUGCUCAUCCUCAUCUUCGUGCUCAAGCUGCACAACCCUCGCACGCCAGUCAAGCAAGGAUUGGCUGCCAUUGACUGGGUUGGCAACGUCCUCAUCAUUGGCGGCACGCUUAUGCUGCUCUUUGGACUCGAGUUUGGCGGCGUUCAGUUCCCCUGGGACUCCGCUGCCGUCAUCUGCCUCAUCGUCUUUGGCUUCGUCACCAUUGCCCUCUUCGGCAUCUAUGAGAACCGAGUGGCCAAGUUCCCCGUGAUGCCUACUCGACUUUUCCGUGACAGGACAAGCAUUGCCGCCUACGGCCUGUCCAUCAUGCACGCCAUGACCUUUAUGUCUGGCAGCUACUGGCUUCCCCUCUACUUCCAGGCCGUCUUGGGUGCCACAUCGCUUCUCUCUGGUGUCUACAUCUUGCCCUAUGUCCUGGCCUUGUCCUUUACAUCUGCCCUCACAGGUGUAUUUAUCAAGAAGACGGGCAACUACCAGAUUCCCAUCGUUUCUGGACUGUUUAUCAUGACCAUAGGCUUUGGUCUCUUCAUUGACCUUGGGGCCAGGGCUAACUGGGCCAAGAUCAUCAUCUUCCAGAUCAUUGCCGGUAUUGGCGUUGGUCCCAACUUCCAGUCACCUCUCAUUGCCCUGCAAACCAACGUUGAACCCCGCGAUAUUGGAGCCGCGACUGCCAGCUUCCAGUUCCUCCGUCAACUUGGAACGUCUACUUCGGUUGUCAUUGGCGGUGUCAUCUUCGACAAUGAGAUGCAGAAGCAGCAAGCCUUUCUCCAACGAGAGCUCGGACCCGAGUUGGCCGCCAGAUUUUCCGGCUCCGAGGCUGCGUCAAGUGUAUUCCUGAUUGCCAGCCUCGACGGCCAUCAGCGAGAGGUGGCUCAGACAGCCUACUGGAACGCUAUGCAAAAGAUGUUCAUCGCUUAUACCUGCUUCGUUUCCUUGGGUCUCUUCAUCAGCCUCUUUGUCAAGCAGAAGACUCUCAGCAAGCAGCACACAGAGCACAAGACAGGCCUCGCAUCUCUCAAGCAGAGGGAAGAGACAAAGAAGAAGCAACCCGACGUUGAGAAGGGCGCCGAGGCUACGCAGUGA